Acomys russatus (golden spiny mouse) is the source of this 888-nucleotide messenger RNA. Its product is annotated as sulfotransferase 1E1. The record is from RefSeq and is a predicted model, not a curated record. NCBI's taxonomy places the organism in Eukaryota, Metazoa, Chordata, Mammalia, Rodentia, Muridae. Bases 1 to 888 code for a protein of 295 amino acids. Gene Ontology annotation, biological process: sulfation. The transcript is spliced from 7 exons. Gene Ontology annotation, molecular function: sulfotransferase activity. Gene Ontology annotation, cellular component: cytoplasm.
AUGGAGACUCCUGUGCCUGAGUAUUAUGAAAUUUUUGGUGAGUUCCGUGGAAUUCUAUUGGAUAAACGGUUCACCAAAUAUUGGGAUGAUGUUGAAACAUUCUUGGCAAGGCCAGAUGACCUUGUCAUUGCUACAUAUCCUAAAUCUGGAACUACAUGGGUCAGUGAAAUUGUAUAUAUGAUCUAUAAAGAAGGUGAUGUGGAAAAAUGCAAAGAGGAUGCAAUUUUUAACAGGGUUCCUUUCCUGGAAUGCAGAAAUGAAGAUCUAAUAAAUGGUGUGAAACAAUUGAAAGGGAAGGAAUCUCCUAGGAUAGUGAAAACUCACCUGCCACCCGAUCUUCUUCCAGCAUCAUUUUGGGAAAAGAAUUGCAAGAUGAUCUAUCUUUGCCGGAAUGCCAAGGAUGUGGUGGUCUCUUAUUAUUACUUUUUCCUUAUGAUAACUAGUUAUCCAAAUCCUGAAUCCUUUUCAGAAUUUGUGGAGAAAUUUAUGCAAGGCCAAGUUCCAUAUGGUUCCUGGUAUGAUCAUGUAAAAUCUUGGUGGGAAAAGAGUAAGAGUGCACAUGUGCUAUUUAUGUUCUAUGAGGACAUGAAAAAGGAUAUCAGAAGAGAAGUGAUAAAAUUGAUUGAGUUCCUGGGGAAAAAGCCCUCAGAGGAGCUUGUGGACAAAAUCAUCCAGCACACUUCAUUCCAGGAAAUGAAGAACAAUCCAUCCACCAAUUACACAAUGAUGCCAGAUGAAAUAAUGAACCAAAAAGUAUCGCCUUUCAUGAGAAAGGGAAUUGUUGGGGACUGGAAGAACCACUUCACAGCAGCGCUGAGAGAGAGGUUUGAGGAGCACUACAAACAGCAGAUGAAGGACUGCACUGUGAAGUUUAGAACAGAGCUCUGA